CAGGAGCCUCGACAUCCAGACAGCUCUGACGUCAACCUGUCUACCUUCCACAGAGGAUGCUGAUUGGUUUGUUCGCAGUAAAGAUCCCAUGCAAACACAUCCCGGAAACGAGGUCACGACAAAGGGUAGUUCCCUUGAAACUCAUCCGCGUGGGGUCAUCUUGCAUGCAGGACUGACGUUGUUCGUGUCGGAUGAUACAGUUUCGUUUAGUACAGCCGCCCGUCGCUGUGGAAAAAGACAAGAUAAGUUACUGUGCUAAAGCGAAAUCAAAACUUCUGUCUUCCUAUACUAAUCCUUGGAUCUAAACUUGGGCCCCCUACCUCGACAGCAAAUGGAAUAGAGACAAAAACGGUCAGUGUGAUGAAAAGUGAAUUACUCAGAGAAACGUUCCCCCAAGGUCUGAGCUGUGAUCUGUCAACUGCAGGAAUGGUAAUCCGUGGUCUGUGGAUCUGUAAGGUCCGUUUAGGGAAGCGUAGGGGACAUCUUGGACUGCUCUCUGCCCUGUGCUUGCUGGUCUUUGCCUGCCUUUUGGCUGGUCUCUUUAUUGACUACAUUGAGUCCUGGAUCACCUCUCUAGGAAUGAGUGGAGUAGUAGGUGCCCACGGAGUGGUUCUUCCUCAGAGCAUCCCCCCUACCCGCCCAGAGGAGUACCUCCUCAUGCCAAGUCCCCUGGUCUGCCAGCGAGCCAAACCCUACCUCAUUACCUUGGUGACUUCGGCCCCCGCCAACCAGAAGGCGCGCCAGGCCAUCCGUGACACCUGGGGUGGCGAGGUUCAAGUCCGAGGCCACAGGGUCAUAACCCUUUUCAUGGUGGGUCAGCCGUCAGACCCAGUCCUAGCCAGUGAACUGGUGGAAGAAUCAAAGGAGCGAGGGGAUCUGGUGCAGGGCCGCUUCCUGGACUCCUACGCCAACCUGACCUUGAAGACCCUUUCAAUGCUGGCCUGGGCUCGACGCUUCUGCCCUCAGGCUCGCUUCCUGGCCAAAGUGGACGACGAUGUGAUGAUCAACCCCAGUGCGCUCCUGCACUAUCUCACCCUUUAUGGUGUGGCACCAGAGAGCGAACCCACAGACCUGUACCUGGGCCGGGUCCAUGUGAGGGUGGCCCCAGAACGCAAUCCAGCCAGCAAGCACUUCCUUUCUGAAGUGGCUUUCAGAGGUGCUACCUUCCCUGACUACUGCAGUGGGACUGCAUACGUGCUCUCUCGCCCUGCUGUGCUGAAGCUCUCACUGGCAGCUGCUGCAAUGCCCUUACCCAAACCACUGCCUCCCGAGGACGUGUUUGUUGGUAUGUGCGCCCAAGCUGUGGGCAUCGGCCCCACCCACAGCCCGUUCUUUUCAGGAGGGCCAUCCUUGCCAUACAGCCGCUGCUGCUACCAGGCCAUGGUGUCUGUCCACCACACCCAGCCAGAGGAGAUGCUCCGUUACUGGGCAGACAUGCACUCCACGGCCCCCUGCUCCUGGUUGAGAGUCCGGACCUCUUUCGGCUUUUGCAAGGUCAGAACAUUUCUGAGGGUCCUUCUGGGUUUUGCUUCAUAAACUGGACCACCUAGAGAAUUAGCAGGAUUUCUUAAUCAUACAUGGGAGGCCGCAAAGCCUGAAGAAGCACAAGUGGAUCUACUUGAACAAUUGGAUGUUGGUGUCGCCCAAGGAAGCCCUGCACUGUGCUUUGUAGCUUUAUUUUUUUAUUGUCACCAAGUGUUUCAAUAUGUAUUAAUUACACUCUCAGCCUUUGGUGGUAAAGUGAAUGAACUGUUUAUACUUGGAAUCAGUGACUAUACGUUCUACACAUUGUGUAUUAUAAGUAGGGUGUUGCAGCCAGCAACACUGACUUGAUUUUGUUUGAAAUGACCUUGCCAAGCAUCGGCAGAUUCUGUCAAAUCUACACUAAACUAACCUAUGCUCAGAAUGUUCCAAACAAAUCACAGCACGAUUGCUACUCAUUUUUUUUCUUCUUGCAAGUGAAAGAUGCAUCGCUCUGGGUGGUCAUAGGACUGUUCUGAACUGACAUAGUUUCACAAUCUUACUCUUGAACGUAGUCUUCCAUGUAAUAUGUAAUAUGUAAAUUAAGACUGCGCUAUUUUUGCAACUUUUUGCAUUUUUGCAGUGGAACCUUUACUGAGUUCAGUAUCAGUCCCCGUGCCAUCGCUGUCCCUCCUUAACUUGAUUUCUAAAUGCAUUUGAGUUUUUAUUACACUAAAGAGCUUUUAACUAGCUGAUGCACCUGGCCAAGUGUGAUGAAUGGUAGGACAAUGAUGAUAGCUAAGAUUCCAAAGCUGAAUUGAAAGAAAAAUAAAAUACAGCUUUGACUAGUAGUAAAAGUGCAGUCAUAUCCACUGCACCAAACUGCAUUUAAUAUAAAAAAUCAUGUAGAAAAACUGUCGCACUAAGGAUUAAACGUACAAUACAUUUAUUCUAUUUGGACAUGAAAACAUUACAGUGAGGUAUCGCUUCACAGUCUGUCCUCUUAGUUUGUUUAUCUGGUUAUUUUAACACUCAGGUAUGCAAUGAAGGAGGUAAAAAUAAGGAGGUUAAAAUAAAAUUAAAUAAAGCAUGGACUGGAAGAUUUAUACAAACUCGUUUCAAUACUAAAUGCUACUAAAAUGCUUAAAAAAAAAAAAGUCUAAAACAGAUGGAUAAUGGAACUAUGCAAUUCUGAAAAAAAUGCUUCACCCCAAAAUGCUGCUGUUGCUAACAGUGAAUGGAGUUAAAUGGGGCUGGAGAUAAAUACUCAUACUAAAUAUGAGUGAUUUCCCCACUAGCCUUCACCAGCUCACAGUAGCACUUUUGCUGGAACUAAGACAAGCCACAACAAAAACUAAGUGCUUGCCCAUUUUCAAGAACAAAUGGUAGAAAGAGCAUGUUGCCAUAAGAAUGACUGACAUGUUAUUUUCUAAUCUUGGCAUGCUACAUAACACAAACACCAGUUUGUGUAGUGUGAAUAAUCAACAGAUUGGUGAAUUGAAGUCCAUUUAGAAAAGGUAUAUCCUAACGAAAACAGGCUUACAGAACACCUGUGAGAGGCAGAGUCUGGUGUGUGUCUGAACAAUGUUGACCGAUAUGAAAAUUCAAGUCCAGCCUCCUCUUACCUUGGACUUAAAGGAAUAUUUUACACCCAGACCUGCUAAUGUUGCUACCAAGUCAAACAAAUAGGAGUUUGAAUAGCCUAAAUAGGACAAUGCUAAGUUCCCCAUAUUUCUGCCAUGGGAGCGGUUUUGGGUGAAGUAUAUAUUUCAUCCAAGACUGGGACUGGACAUCACUGGCCCUCAUUGAUUUAGUGUUUUCCAGUUCACAUUCAUUUUAAUCCAUAAACUGAUUAUCAUAUUAUUACUGACUGAACCAGGCAGGACAAACAUCAAUCUUUGUUGUAUAUGGUUGCUAUCUAGGUCUGGAUUUGCCUGCCCCUGUGCUUCCAAAACCAUCUUCAUCAUUGUAACAAAUUAGACACUGCAAGGAAUAUGUUAUUUACAUGUUUAAUGGCAACUUAUGAAACAUAUUUUUAGGCUCAAAAACCUCACAACUGUCUCAUAACAGCACACUUGCACUCAUACAAUAUAGGACAGCAUGUUCAAAAAUGGAACAAACAUCAGGCUGUAAUGCUUAAAUAAGAGAUGCGUUUUUAUUUAAUCAUUUAUUUUUGUACUUGUGUGUUCAGAUAAGCUUCUGACCAGUUGCAGGCAUAACUGGACAAUCUACAGAUGAUUUGGAUGUGAAUUGUUAAAUGUGGCUGCAAAUGCAAUUUAGCCCAGACUAGUUCAGUUUUCAACAUUUUACAUUUCAGCUGCCUUUUAAAUUGUGUGGAUAGUCCAGAAUUAUUUGCAAUACAAUCUCUUAAGCAGAUGCAAAAAUGUUUUUUUUUAAUUAACUGUAAUGUACAAUUUUUGUCAGUUAUUAGGUUUCCUUAGAAGAGUGUAAACAAAACUGAACAGAUAAAAUUGAUUCAGUUUAAACAUUUUGUCCUGUGUAUACAGCACCUUAGAUACAACAUAAAGGCAGAUUCUUGUGGUGUGUUAAUGUUCCACUAUGGUAGUUGCCUCUUUAUAGUAAGUGCUACAACAUGCUGGCUGAAAACUGCUCUCUCUGUAUGAAGGCUCCAGGGUGAUGUGCUUUCACAAAAAUGUGAAGGAGAGCUCAUAUGAACUUUUGUUGUCCACUCUAUUGUCUGCUCUGUGCAGGUCUUGAAUAAAGCACUGAACUGCA
Electrophorus electricus (electric eel) is the source of this 4197-nucleotide messenger RNA. RefSeq names its product UDP-Gal:betaGlcNAc beta 1,3-galactosyltransferase, polypeptide 4 (gene b3galt4). Gene Ontology annotation, cellular component: Golgi membrane. The record is from RefSeq and is a predicted model, not a curated record. Lineage: Eukaryota; Metazoa; Chordata; Actinopteri; Gymnotiformes; Gymnotidae. Gene Ontology annotation, biological process: protein O-linked glycosylation. Gene Ontology annotation, molecular function: hexosyltransferase activity.